AUGUUAUAUCAAACUGAUUCCGUGAAAACUACACAAUUUUCGCUUGAAUUCUAUUCAACGUCAUAUGCGGGAAUUAGAAUUGGGCCCGUUGUAAAACGUGACGUCAUGAAGGCUUCAAUUAUGCUGGAACAUCAGUCUGACAACAACAAGUCAGAAAGAUGUUUUAACGACUUUUGUUAUCGAUUUUUCGUGUUCAUCAUUUUAUGGGCUUUCUUUAUUUUCGAAGUAUCUCUAGGGCGCCGUGCGGAUCUUCAUGACUUUUCUGUGAUCUAA
Clunio marinus is the source of this 273-nucleotide messenger RNA. The record is from the annotation of a GenBank genome assembly. Lineage: Eukaryota; Metazoa; Arthropoda; Insecta; Diptera; Chironomidae.